Dentiscutata erythropus is the source of this 730-nucleotide messenger RNA. NCBI's taxonomy places the organism in Eukaryota, Fungi, Glomeromycota, Glomeromycetes, Diversisporales, Gigasporaceae. The record is from the annotation of a GenBank genome assembly.
AAUGUUAAAAGCUUUUGUUGUUAAUACUAGCAUAUCUCUGAUAUUGAUAACAACAGGAAUGACUACUGAUCUUAAAAUUCAAGAAUUUAUGAAAAUGACCAUCAUAAAACGCGUGGAAUUGAUGUGGGAUUACUUUGCUAAAGUAUUUUACAAUAAAUGGUUUGAGGAAAUAAAAUGGGAUGAGAUUAUAAAUAUUAUAAUCUGGAUGAUCGACUUAAAUGCGUUUGAUGAAGGAAUUAAAAAAAUUUUUUAUAUUAUUAAUAGUGCCUAUUUACGUGGACGUAAUAAACAUGUUUUGGACUCAUUACCUCUAGAUAAAUAUUUAGAAAAAGUAAAAAGACUAAAUAAAGUUUCAGAAGACAUAGAAAAGCGUGAUAUGCUUGAUAUUGUCUUUUUGCGUGAUUCUACAGAAGCAGAGACUAAUUAUGAAAUAAAUCUGAAUUUUACCGAUGGAGAUUUUGAAAUAAACGAGAAAUUCUUAUAUUCUGAUAAAAUGAAUAUAAAUAUAGGCAAUUUGCAUGAAAUAAAUAAACAAUCUGAAACUAAUUUGAGCCAAAUUUCUAAUUUUACGAAUUUUGCCCAUGAAAAUUGUGAAAUAAAUCAAAAUUUCUCAGAUUCAAUGAAUAUUGACAUAAACAAUUCUCAUGGAAUAAACAAACAAUUCGAAACUAAUUUGCCCCAAAUUUCUAAUUAUAUGGACAAUUCAGAUGAUCCUUUCAAAAUAAUUUAG